AUGGUCCUCGCUGAUCUUAGUCAACGUCUGUCAUCAGCAUUACAACAUUUAAGCAAGGCAACAAUUAUCAAUGAACCAGUUUUCGAUGAAACCUUGGGAAAAAUUUGUCGAGCUCUAUUAGAAGCUGAUGUCAAUAUUCGUUUAGUUAAAAGAUUACGUGAAAACGCUAAACAAGCAAUAAAUUUAGAAGAAAUAGCUGUUGGUCUAAAUAAACGUCAAUUAAUUCAACAAGUUGUUGUUACAGAGCUUGUUCGAUUAAUUGAUUCUGAAGUUAAAUCAUGGGAACCAGUUAAAAAAAAAUCUAAUAUUGUUAUGUUUGUUGGUUUACAAGGUAGUGGAAAAACAACAACAUGUACAAAAUAUGCUUAUCAUUAUAUGAAACGUGGUUGGAAAACAGCUUUAGUAUGUGCUGAUACAUUUCGUGCUGGUGCUUUUGAUCAAUUACAACAAAAUGCAACAAAAGCACGAAUACCAUUUUAUGGCAGUUAUACAGAAAGUGAUCCAGUAGUAGUUGCUAUGAAUGGUGUUGAAAUAUUUCGUAAAGAUAAGUUUGAAUUAAUUAUUGUUGACACAAGUGGUCGACAUGCACAAGAACAAUCAUUAUUCGAAGAGAUGCUGGAAAUUUCAAAUAGCAUCAAACCGGAUAAUAUCAUUUUCGUAAUGGAUGCUAGUAUUGGUCAAGCUUGCGAAUUACAUGCGCAAGCAUUCAAAUCAAAAGUUGAUAUCGGCUCAGUUAUUGUUACUAAACUUGAUGGUCAUGCUAAAGGUGGUGGAGCUCUUAGCGCGGUUGCUGCAACAAAAAGUCCAAUUAUAUUUAUUGGUACAGGUGAACAUAUUGAUGACUUUGAAGUAUUUAAAACGAAACCAUUUAUUAAUAAAUUAUUGGGUAUGGGUGAUAUGUCAGGUUUACAUGAUAAAAUCAUUAGUUUGCAUUCGGAACACGAUAAACCAUUUAUUAUAAAUGCAAAACACGUAUACGCUUAUUUAGGUCAAUUUACAUUGCGAAAUAUGUAUGAACAAUUUCAAAAUAUUGUGAAAAUGGGUCCACUUGGACAAGUUAUGAGUAUGAUUCCUGGCUUUGGCACAGAAUUUAUGUCAAAGAGUGAUGAACGAGAAUCACAAGCCCGUUUAAAAAAAUUCAUGUGUAUCAUGGACAGUAUGAAUGAAAAUGAACUUGAUCAUUUUGAUGGAGCAAAGCUUUUUAUAAGCCAAUCUAGUCGCUAUACUCGAGUAGCACGUGGUGCCGGUGUAUCAGUACGUGAUGUAGAAGACUUAAUAUCGCAAUAUUCGAAAUUUUCAAAAGCGAUGAUACAAAUGCAGAGUAUGAAAGGUUUAUCUGAGUUUGGCAAUAUGAAGAAAAAUAUUAAUUCAACAAACAUACAAAAAUUAACAAGUCAAAUGAGUAAAUUAGUUGAUUCAAGAAUAUUAAAUCAUAUGGGUGGUACAUCGGGUUUAUCAUCGAUGAUAAGACAAUAUCAACAAGGUAGUAGGAGAGAUAGGUUAUUAAGUGACGAUGAAUAA
Molecule: messenger RNA, 1521 nt
Organism: Rotaria sp. Silwood1
Lineage: Eukaryota; Metazoa; Rotifera; Eurotatoria; Philodinida; Philodinidae
Source: the annotation of a GenBank genome assembly